Molecule: messenger RNA, 753 nt
Organism: Manacus vitellinus (golden-collared manakin)
Lineage: Eukaryota; Metazoa; Chordata; Aves; Passeriformes; Pipridae
Gene: TMEM154
Product: transmembrane protein 154
Exons: 6
Coding region: 19-651 (210 amino acids)
Source: RefSeq, a predicted model, not a curated record
AGGAAGCAGGAAAUGUAGAUGUUUGGGUGCAGCAGGGAGGCUGACGGAGCGCCCCUCAGGUGGGAGCACUGCCAGGGCAGCAUGCGAAACCCCAGCUUUAUCACUCUGCUCUCUGCCCUGUCGCUGGCUGGAGGAUCUUUUGGAAAUGGCCCUGAAAAUGAUGGAUCAGGAGAUGGACCAUCGACAUUACCCACUGUUACAGUAACAUCUCAUCCUGCUAUGGGUUCUUCGACCGUGAAUGACCAUGAGACAGUACUUGUCGCGACAAGCGCUACUGAAAGCAGCUUUGAAACAGAAAGUACUUCAAGUAGUGAACCGAAUGCUGUGAAUGAUGAGGACAGCCUAGAAGCAGCAGAACAGUCUAUCUUGAUAUAUGUUGUCCCUGUCGUGCUGCUGGUCCUGCUGAUUUUAUUGAUCACAUUUUUCGUAAUGCAUCAUAAAAGGAAAAAGUCUAAGCAAGAUGAGCUGGGAAGUGAAAAUGUGAAAAGUCCUAUUUUUGAAGAAGACACGCCCUCUGUUAUGGAGAUAGAAAUGGAAGAGCUUGAUAAAUGGAUGAACAGCAUGAACAAAAAUGCUGACUGUGAAUGUUUGCCUACUGUAAGAGAAGAAGAAAAAGAAUCAAUUGCCAACCCAAGUGAUGGUGAAUCAUGAAGUCAGAACAGCAAAGAACUGGACAAAGGGAAGCAGCACACAAGCUAACCAUCCCCCAGAUAUUGGAAGAACUGGAUUUAAAUAUAAUUCACCUCAAAAGGC